UUUUGACUCACAAUGUCAACCAUUACCUUUGUAACAGGCAACAAGAACAAGCUCAAGGAAGUAGUGGCUAUCUUGGCCGGUGAAACUGACGGCAAGAGCAAUGUGGGCAAGUUCACCAUCGUCAACGCUGCGUUGGACUUGGACGAGUAUCAAGGAACCGUUGAAGAGGUGACGGCUCGCAAGGCCAAAACUGCAGCAGAACUCAUCAACGGUCCAGUGAUGGUGGAAGAUACAUGUUUGGGGUACGAUGCCAUGAAGGGUUUACCAGGCCCUUAUAUCAAAUGGUUUGUGAAUCUGGUGGGAUUGACAGGAUUGGUGGAUAUGCUUUACAAGUUUGAAGAUAAAGGUGCAAAAGCCAUUUGUACGUUUGGGUACUGCGAGGGACCUGGGAAGGAAGUCAGGCUAUUCCAGGGGGUGACCGAAGGAAAAAUAGUUGAUAGCAGAGGACAUACUAAUUUUGGAUGGGAUUCAAUUUUUGAACCCAAUGGCUUCAACCAAACGUAUGCUGAGAUGGACAAAUCGGUGAAAAACACCAUCAGCCAUCGGUUCAAGGCCUUAGACAAGUUGAGAGAGUUUUUGUUACAACAAUAAAUGUAUACAUAUUAAGAGAUGUGUAGAUUUUUCGUAUAUCAUUAGCAAAAGCUCAGUAUGUGAUUCUACUACUUUUUGAAGAAGCCAGUAACUUUGGAGAGGAAAGACUUGCUGUUUGGGUUGUCAGGGCCAUUGGAAACCACCGUGUACAAGUUUUCUGGACUCGAGUCUCUUCUGUCUUUCUUUUUGUCGGCGUUGAUGAAAUUCCCGUAUCCUCCUCUUCCAAUAAAAGACUUGUUGGAGGUGACAGGAUGGAUUUCAUUGUGUCCAUCGACAUCUUGCAACUUUCGGGUCAAUUUGGGAUCAUCAUUUUUAACGAUAUUUCCAAAUCCUCCUCUUCCUGUACUGAUGAAAUCAUUAUUCAAUUGUGGAGUAUUGGAGCCUUGAGGAACGAGUUUUGGAGAAGGCACUUGUUUUGAGGACGUGAUAUUCCCGGCACCUCCUCUACCGGUAGAGUAGUAGACCCUUUCGUUGUCUGCCAUUAUGGAAGUGAAGAAAACAAAUAGAAAAAGCUGGUCAGGUAAAAAAGGCCCAGUUUUUUCUUGUUUUCCGAAGAUGCAAAAGAACGAGAAACUUCAGCCACAACGCAGGGCGCGGCACGGAAGGAACGCGAGCGCUCACUGGCGGUGCUGUCGCACCAUGGACGUACCACAGUACGAUGGCCACAGUUCACUCGACCGCUUAGAUAUCGAGCCGGAGGAACAACGACGCUAUAUCCGUAUCGAUGUCUAGGUACUCCGCGUCUCUCG
Molecule: messenger RNA, 1340 nt
Organism: Yamadazyma tenuis ATCC 10573
Lineage: Eukaryota; Fungi; Ascomycota; Pichiomycetes; Serinales; Debaryomycetaceae
Source: RefSeq, a predicted model, not a curated record